UAAAUGAAUCAUACACUUACUACAUCCGGGUAACCGCUGAGGUCCUGACAGCGCGGAUAAACGCAUUAGCUAAACAAUCUGAGCAUCAUGUCUGGAAGAGACGGAGGUAAAAAGAAACCCCUCAAGGCUCCCAAAAAGCAGUCGAAGGAGAUGGACGAUGAGGACAUGGCUUUCAAACAGAAGCAGAAAGAGGAUCAGAAAGCGAUGGAACAGCUGAAAGCCAAGGCUUCUGGAAAAGGACCUUUAACUGGAGGAGGAAUCAAGAAGUCUGGGAAGAAAUGAAUGUGUUUUAGUGUAUAUUUGCUUGCCGUUUAAAACACCGACUCAUGAUUUGGGCCCACAGUGGCGACUAAAAAUGUUUUUUUUUAGUUUCCGUUUCUCUUGUAAAGGAAUAAAGUUUGUAAUGACUGUACAUUUCAAUUUCAGAUGUUUAAUGUCUUUGUGAAACAUUCGUAUGACAUUCAAAGCUCGUGAAAAAGAACUGUACAAUAUCCGAACGUUUCAAGUAAACAAUCACAGAAGUGUCUGUACACGCUUAUCCAUCAAAUGUUCCAUCUCACAAUAUCAUCUUUGUUCAACCUAAACAAAACAUAUGUGUUUUUAAUCAGUUUGCUGCUGUCCGUGUCUCUUGCAUUUGUUUAAGCUGCUUUUUUUAGUUCAGCUUCACUUGUACUGGAUAGUGGUCACUCACUCUCGGCGCCUGUGGAGAAGAUACCUGUGCUUUAGUAAAAUGCUGAUCAAGUCCUCUCCAAAACAAAUACAUUCUGUAAGCUAAAUGUACAGUAGUAAGUAACUCAAGUCUUUAUGGUAAGUGUGAUUAAAAAGCAAGGGUUUCAAUUCAAAUAAAAAAUGAUUCUUGUU
Messenger RNA from Sinocyclocheilus grahami, 861 nucleotides. Its product is annotated as translation machinery-associated protein 7. The transcript is spliced from 4 exons. NCBI's taxonomy places the organism in Eukaryota, Metazoa, Chordata, Actinopteri, Cypriniformes, Cyprinidae. The coding region runs from base 88 to 282 and encodes 64 amino acids. The record is from RefSeq and is a predicted model, not a curated record.